Centropristis striata (black sea bass) is the source of this 6263-nucleotide messenger RNA. Its product is annotated as paired amphipathic helix protein Sin3a-like. The record is from RefSeq and is a predicted model, not a curated record. The transcript is spliced from 21 exons. The coding region runs from base 509 to 4426 and encodes 1305 amino acids. Lineage: Eukaryota; Metazoa; Chordata; Actinopteri; Perciformes; Serranidae. Gene Ontology annotation, cellular component: chromatin. Gene Ontology annotation, molecular function: transcription corepressor activity. Gene Ontology annotation, biological process: negative regulation of transcription by RNA polymerase II.
UAUGUGCUGUAUAGUGACUUCUGAUUAAAGAUAUGUCCGUUAUCUCAGAGUGGCACUGAAGAUGACAAAUCCAUGUCAGUGUGCCUUAGUUUAAAGAGCUGUAAUGUACAGGAGGAGCAACAUGGAGGCUGCGGUGCUGAACCUGCGAUUGGCAUGACCAUAAACUAAAGCAGACGCCUUUAACCAAAGAGCCUGGCUCCCUGCCCUGACUGUAUUUGUUUUCAUUCUGGAGAUGUGACCAAUCCCAGUUUGGACUGGGAGGAGAGCAGCCCGCCUCCGUGUUAGACACGCCUCUAUGUUCAGGAACACCGCUUCAUACAUACACUGUUGUUAGCGACGUAGCCUCUACGGACAAGCUCUUUUUUUUGACAUUUCCAUUCGCGACCACCUUUGGGAACUUCCCUUCCUUGCCCCGGAUAGGUGAAAGCACCAGUAGCGGGUUACUGGUCGGGUCCGGUAGAUUGCAGCUGGCGGCAGUCCUGCGAGCCCCUUUGAGUAUGCGUAUACAAUGAAGAGGCGUGUGGAGGAUCAGGAACCAAUAUUUGCGCCCCAGCAACAGCAAACACGUCGCCCCCCAGUUCAAGGCAUUGCAGACAGCUUCCAGCACCGGGCACUCGCCCCGGCCCCGACUGUGAUAGAGGCAGCUGCUGACAACAUGCAGCCAUCCACCGGCAUCCAGUAUUCUCUCCCUCAAGGCUACCAGGUGCCUACAAUGCCUCAGAGCACAAGUGGACAUGGACACGGACAUGGCCAUAACAAUGCUGCUCCUCAUGUUGGUCCGCACGCACACAGCCUGGCUGUUCAGUCGCAGGGCCCUGCAGUGGUCCAAGGACACGUCCAUCCACCUGCACCCAUGACUUCAACCCAAGGACAGCAAUUUCAGCGACUGAAGGUUGAAGAUGCCUUGUCCUAUCUGGAUCAAGUGAAGCUGCAGUUUGGAAAUCAGCCACAAGUUUAUAAUGAUUUCCUCGAUAUUAUGAAAGAGUUCAAGUCACAGAGCAUAGACACUCCUGGAGUCAUCAACCGCGUGUCGCAGCUCUUCAAGGGCCACCCGGACCUCAUCAUGGGUUUUAACACUUUCCUGCCACCAGGAUACAAGAUCGAGGUCCAAACCAAUGAUCUGGUCAACGUGACCACGCCGGGUCAGAUCCACUACAUCACCCCACAUGGUAUUUCUGUUCAGAACAUCCCAAUUAGUGGAGCGUCCAGCCAACCUGCGAGCCACAACCAGCACCAGAGUCUGCCACAGGCUGGCCCACAUGCUACCACCACAGCUGCGGCCGCCACAACCACCACCACCACAACCCCACCCACCCCCACCCAACCUGCUCCCAACAAAACCAGCAAGCCAAUUCAGUCUCCAGCCCACACACCCACCAGCCAGCCUAACCCCUCCAUCCCAUCCUACGCCUCACCGCGCUCACCUACCGUUCAGUCCCACACUCCUGUGAGCAGCACGCCAUCCGGUGGACCGCCCCUCCAGAACAACCAGCCUGUGGAGUUUAACCACGCUAUAAAUUAUGUCAACAAGAUCAAGAACCGCUUCCAGGGUCAGCCAGACAUCUACAAAGCCUUCCUGGAAAUCCUUCACACUUACCAGAAGGAACAACGAAAUGCUAAAGAAGCAGGAGGAAACUACACCCCAGCACUGACUGAGCAGGAGGUCUACACUCAGGUGGCAAGACUCUUCAAGAACCAGGAGGACCUGCUGUCAGAGUUCGGACAGUUCCUGCCCGAUGCAAACAGCUCAAUGCUGCUGGGCAAGGCGACACCAGACAGGGCAGAUUCAGUGCGUAAUGAUCACGGCGGCACAGUGAAGAGACCUUUACUGAACAACAAACAGAGACUGAGCCAGAACGGCCUGCCAAUCAGGAGACCUGCUGGGGUGGGAGCCACACCGCCUGUCAAGAAGAAGCCCAAAAUAUUGGGAAAGGACCACGGCAUGACUGAAGUCAGCAAACACAGCACCAGCACUGAAACUAUGUUCUUCGAGAAGGUGAAGAAGGCUCUACGUAGCUCCGAGGCGUACGACAACUUUCUGCGGUGUCUUCACAUUUUCAACCAGGAGGUGAUCUCUCGUGCCGAGCUGGUCCAGUUAGUCAUCCCAUUUCUUGGGAAAUUCCCGGAGCUGUUCUCAUGGUUUAAAAACUUCCUGGGCUACCGAGAGUCGAGUCACGGGGAGUCGAGCCAUGCAGAGAGUUUACCCAAGGAGAGGGCAACGGAGGGCAUAGCCAUGGAGAUAGACUACGCUUCCUGCAAGAGGCUGGGGUCGAGCUACAGAGCGCUGCCUAAGAGCUACACGCAGCCCAAAUGCACAGGAAGGACGCCGCUGUGCAGAGAGGUUCUGAAUGACACGUGGGUGUCGUUCCCAUCAUGGUCUGAAGAUUCUACGUUUGUGAGCUCCAAGAAGACUCAAUAUGAGGAGCACAUUUAUAGAUGUGAGGAUGAGCGCUUUGAGCUGGAUGUCGUGUUGGAAACCAACCUUGCCACGAUACGAGCCCUAGAGACGGUGCAGCGGAGGCUUUCCCGCAUGUCAGCGGAAGAGCAGCUGCGCUUCAAGCUGGACAACACAAUGGGCGGCUCCUCAGAGGUCAUUCACCGCAAAGCUAUCCAGAGGAUAUAUGGAGACAAGGCCCACGACAUCAUCGACGGGCUCAAAAAGAACCCAGCUGUGUCUGUUCCUAUUGUGCUGAAAAGAUUAAAAAUGAAGGAGGAGGAGUGGAGAGAAGCCCAGAGAGGCUUCAACAAAAUCUGGCGAGAGCAGAAUGAGAAGUAUUACCUGAAGUCGCUCGACCAUCAAGGCAUCAAUUUCAAGCAGAAUGACACCAAAGUGUUGCGUUCAAAGACCUUACUCAAUGAAAUUGAGAUGCUUUAUGAUGACCACCAGGAGCGAGCAUCAGAGGAAACUGCCACUCCGCCACCGAGCGGCCCACACCUGACCCAGACCUACGAAGACAGCCAAAUCCUGGAGGACGCCGCUGCCCUCAUCAUCCAUCACGUCAAAAGACAGGUGGGCAUCCAGAAAGAAGACAAGUACAAGAUCAAACAGAUCAUCCACCACUUCAUCCCUGACCUGCUGUUUGCACGGCGAGGUGAGCUCUCUGAUGUUGAGGAGGAGGAAGAAGAGGAGGAGGAAGAAGACAUGGAGAUGGACGCAGACGGCCCUAAGAAGCACAACGGCCUGCCAGGCAGCAGCCCUUCAAAGUCCAAGCUCCUCUUCAGCAACACGGCAGCUCAGAAGCUUCGAGGCACCGAUGAUGCCUACAACAUGUUCUACGUGAACAACUACUGGUACAUCUUCCUCCGUCUUCACCACAUCCUCUGUUCCCGUUUGCUGCGGAUCUAUGGCCAAGCUGAGAAGCAGAUUGAGGAGGACGCCCGCGAGCGAGAGUGGGAGCGAGAAGUGUUAGGGCUCAAAAGGGAGAAAAAUGAAAAUCCAGCAAUCCAGCUGAAGAUGAAGGAGCCAAUGGAUGUUGAUGUCGAGGACUAUUACUCAGUGUUUCUGGAGAUGGUGCGUAAUCUUUUGGAUGGAAACAUGGAGCCGACUCAGUAUGAAGACUCUCUGAGGGAAAUGUUUACGAUCCAUGCCUACAUUGCCUUCACCAUGGACAAACUCAUCCAGAGCAUCGUCCGGCAGCUCCAGCACCUCGUCACGGAUGAUGUAUGUGCACGUGUAACAGACAUGUACCUGAGCGAAAGUGCCAAUAAAGCCACGGGGGGCCCCCUGUCCACGCAGACCGCCAGGGCCACAGCAGAGGGCACCUACCAGCGCAAAGCAGAGCAGCUCAUGGCAGAUGAGAACUGCUUCAAGUUGAUGUUUGUAAAGAGCCGAGGAUCUGUCAGUCUGGCCAUGGAGCUGCUGGACACAGAGGAGGUGAACUCUGAUGAGCCAGCGGAGGCAGAGAGGUGGUCAGACUACGUGGGCAGAUACCUGAACUCAGAUUCUGCGUCCCCAGAGCUGCGUGAGCACCUGUCCCAGAAGCCCGUGUUCCUGCCCAGGAAUUUGAGACGAAUCAGGAAGUGCCAGAGAGGGUGGGAGCAGCUGCAGCAGGAGAGAAUGAACAAAGUCCCCUCGGAUAAGUCGCAGGACGGCGGUAGCGAACUGAAGAUGGAGUGCAUGUUCAAGCUCAACUCCUACAAGAUGGUCUAUGUCUGCAAGUCAGAAGACUAUAUGUACAGACACACAGCGCUCACACGGGCUCAUCAGUCCCAGGAGCGGGUCAACACACGCCUGCACAGACGCUUCCACACCUGGCUGGACGGCUGGGCCAAACAGCACGUGACCAGCGACAUGGCUGUGGACAACCGCAAGUGGCUGAUGGGAGAAAGACGAGAAGGCCUGCUGCCCUGCACCACCACCUGCAACCCCGAGGUGCUCCAUUAUAUCAACGUGAACAAGUACCGGGUGAAGUACAGAACACUGUAGUCUCUUUUUACCGAAAGAUGAACUGUGGCAGUUGCUGUCUUCACACACACACACAGUAGCUUCAUGCAGAUUUUUUAUGACCUGCUGUUACUGGAUUCAGUUGCCAAAACUUUUUUUGCAAAUGUGUCCGAAGUGAUUCAGGAACUUUGUCCAAACUUUUCAAGCUUACACUGCGAAUUCUGCGACGAAUGUGAAAUAGCAGGUCGCUUUUUAAAAAAAUAUAACCAGCCUGUCUCAAAAAACCUAUUAUUAUUAUUAUGUUAAAUGCAGAUUUUUACAUGAGAGGAAACACUCCUUACUGCUUCUUCAUAACUGGUUGAGCAUUUCAUAACUAAAUUAAACAAUAAAAUGGGUUUUUUUGCGUACCACAAUGUCAUUUUACAGGAAAUAAAACCAAACCUCAGCUUUUAUUUUCAACAAGAACUUCAGAUUAAUCACACAUUUUAACAGGCUUCCGGCUGUAAACGUGUAAAGCCUGUGAAUGUUUCCUUCUUGGUGAUAAAGGUGCAAUAAUGCACCAUAUAUAAAUAUAAAUAUAUAAAUAUAUAUAUUCAACAACAAAUCUCUGGCGACUGCUGGGUACAAUGCCAGCCGUGUGUAUCGAGCUCAAUAAUUUAUGACCGCCCAAACACUUUGUGUAAAUAUCUUGUUUAUAUCUAGAUUUUUUUUUUUAUCAGAGGACAUUGAUGUGUAGCGUACUUUAACACACACAUAGUAUCCGUCGUUAGCUAGAGGUUGCAGAGACAAAUGCAAAAUUUUAACUGUUUUUUACCAAAGGAUGUUAAUUAGAGACCUUUUUUUCCGUUCGUGGUCCGUUGAACGUGUCGUCCCUAAAGUCUUUGUUCGGUAGAGAAAAAAAUACCAAUUUUAUACGUGUUUCCCCCUUUCUGCGCAUUUCUACCUUCAGUCUUUGGCAUCACUCGUGGUUUUAAGAUGAUUGAAUGUAGCUGAGCAGCGAUCUUUUCUGAAAGUGCAGUAUAUGUCCGUUUUUCAAACAGUACUUUCUCGUAUUUAAAACUUUACCAAAUGGUUAGAAUCUGCACGGCAGGUUCAGUGGUCUCGCGAUGUGUCACUUAUUAAAUCUGUACAUGAGUUGUGUUUAUUUUUUACACUGACUGAUGUAUAGUCGUCUAUACGUGAAUGUCAGACAUGUGACUUGUGUACAGUUUAAGGAUCAAGAAACCAAGCAAGCAAUAAUAAUUCCUUUUGACGCAGUUUAUAAAAGCUAUCAGUUUGUAUUUCUCCGCUGAAAUACAAAUGUGAAUGUUGUUUUCCCUUUAAAAGAGGGAUGUAAACUAAGGAUUUUUAUUGCCUUUUCUCGUAUGCAGUUUGUUUAAUAAAACUGGAACUGGCCCUGUAGAUAUUGUAGUAAAUGUUCAAUGGAAAUGAGAAGAUAUCCAUCACAUUAGAAUGCUGUAAAAUGUGUUUCAAACAAGCAACAGGCUUUUCUUUACAUUAACUUUAGGGGAAAAAAGAUCAAUAUCAUCUUUCACUUGUGGAUCAAAAUGUGAAGCAAACGCACCAAAAGUUCAGUUUGGAGGCAAAAAAAUUAAAUAAAAAGAGGCACUGCCUGACUCAUCCUCCGUUUAAUAAGGCAAUGAUCAGAAACAUAACCAGCUACAGACAAUCUUGGAACAGUUUAUUACUUGGGUUUUUAUUUUUAUAUUUACUGUGUUUCAUAUGGAAUACCAGAGGAAGUCCCGGGGAGAUGAUUGUACAUAAAGGCAUCGUUUGUACCUCGUUUUAAUGUGUCUCUUCUCUUGACUUUUAUGAUGUUGUACAUGAGUGUUAGUAUGGUGUUUGGCAUUAAACUAUCCCUUAAAUAGACAGAAACUCA